This is a messenger RNA of Plasmodium fragile, 666 nucleotides long. RefSeq lists its product as uncharacterized. The record is from RefSeq and is a predicted model, not a curated record. Gene Ontology annotation, biological process: rRNA processing; nuclear-transcribed mRNA catabolic process; ribosomal large subunit biogenesis. Lineage: Eukaryota; Apicomplexa; Aconoidasida; Haemosporida; Plasmodiidae. The transcript is spliced from 3 exons. Gene Ontology annotation, molecular function: RNA binding. Gene Ontology annotation, cellular component: nucleolus; preribosome, large subunit precursor. Bases 1 to 666 code for a protein of 221 amino acids.
AUGCCAAAGUCUAAGAGAAACGUAACCAUAUCCUUAACCAAGGUAAAAAAAAAGCUGAACAAAAAGGAACUGAAGGACCAGAAACUGUCCGACCUUAAAAAUAUUAUUCAAGUCCCAAAUAUUUAUAUCUACAUUUUGGACGUGAGAACAUACUCUAAUAAUAAUUUGAAGGAGGCGAUCGAGUACUUCAAGCCAAACGGGAGGUUCUUCAUUGGGAAGAAUAAGCUCAUGAAAUUGGCCUUAGGAACAAGCGAAAAAAGUGAAGCCAAGCCAAAUGUCUGCAAAGUAGCAGAGCUCCUUGUGGGGAACAGAAUUCUCCUAAUAACGAAAGACGCGCCCCUCAAGGUAUUAAAAUUUUUUAAUGACUUUCAACCUCAAGAGUAUAUAAAGGGCGGAAAUAUUUCCACACAAGAUGUCACCUUAAAAACGGGAGAUGUAUUAAACGUCCCAGUUUCAAUGCAGAAGGAUUUACAAAAAAGGAAAGUAACUUUCGACAUCGUCGAUCAAAAAAUUGUCAUAAGAGAAGAUAAAAUUUUGGCUGAAAAGGAUAAAAUCAUCAGCCCUGAAAAUGCCAAAUUGUUAAGAAUGCUGAAUAGGAAAAUUGCUAACUUUGACAUAACCGUGUUGGGUUAUUGGAACUUGAAUAAAUUCAUUUCCUUGACGUAG